Messenger RNA from Epinephelus lanceolatus (giant grouper), 2243 nucleotides. It is a transcript of the gene daw1, whose product is annotated as dynein assembly factor with WDR repeat domains 1. Gene Ontology annotation, molecular function: U4 snRNA binding; U6 snRNA binding; protein binding. Lineage: Eukaryota; Metazoa; Chordata; Actinopteri; Perciformes; Serranidae. Gene Ontology annotation, cellular component: U4/U6 x U5 tri-snRNP complex. Gene Ontology annotation, biological process: mRNA splicing, via spliceosome. The record is from RefSeq and is a predicted model, not a curated record.
UGUCGCCAUAGCAACGGUUUGUUGAAUGGUGGAGUAAAGUGGGUUGAAUACAUGGCAAAAUGAAACUCAAGCGCUUCCUUCUCAGGUAUAGCCUUGGAAUACGAGAAAGGAGGAUAUUUGAAGACCAAAUCAAUCGACCUGUUGGAUCUGACCCCAGAGUGAGACAGACCCAGAUGAAAUGUUGGCAGAAAUUAGGCAGUUGGAGCCUCUGAUCAGGUCAGAGUCCCAGGCCAAUCAGGUCAAACAGCUGAUCCUUCGACUGCAGCAGAAACAGGGCCAGCGGGAGGACCACAGGUUCUGUCUCUUCAAGGAGCUUAAGCCACACAUACUGCCGCUGACAAACAUUGCCUUUGACAAAUCAGGGUCGAGGUUUAUAACUGCGAGCUACGACAGGACAUGCAGAGUUUGGGACACAGCCUCAGGCACAGAGCUACACAAGCUGGAGGGUCACAGAAACGUGGUGUUUGCAGUUGCAUUCAACAACCCAUAUGGAGACAAGGUUGCCACCGGCUCUUUUGAUAAGACCUGCAAACUGUGGUGUGCAGAGACGGGCAAAUGUUUUCAUACCUUUCGCGGACACAUGGCAGAAAUAAUGUGCCUGGCGUUCAACCCCCAGAGUACACUGGUGGCUACAGGCAGCAUGGAUGCCACUGCCAAGCUGUGGGAUGUGGAGACUGGGGAGGAGGUGCACACAUUGACUGGUCACACUGCAGAGGUCCUCUCUCUGUGUUUUAACUCAGUGGGAAAUCAGCUUGUCACAGGCUCCUUUGACCACACUGCUGCUAUAUGGGACGUUGGGUCAGGAAGACGUGUCCACACUCUAAUAGGUCACAGGGGGGAAAUCAGUAACGUUCAGUUCAGCUGGGACGGCUCCCUCAUAGUCACAGGCUCCAUGGACAAAACUUGCAAGUUGUGGGAAGCAGUCAGUGGGAGGUGUGUGGCCACUCUAAUUGGACACAAAGAAGAGGUGCUGGAUGUGUGUUUUGAUUUAAGUGGUCAGCUCAUUGCUUCUGCCUCUGCUGAUGGUACAGCGCGACUGUUCAGUGUAACCACAGAUCAGUGUCUUGUGACUCUAGAGGGCCAUGAUGGAGAGAUCUCUAAGAUCUGUUUCAGCCCACAGGGCAGCAGGGUCCUGACUGCCAGCUCAGACAAGACAGCUCGUCUGUGGGAUGUUAAGUCUGGAGUCUGCCUACAAGUCCUAGAGGGGCACACCGACGAGAUCUUCUCCUGCGUCUUCAACUAUGAGGGUGACACUAUCAUUACAGGAAGCAAGGAUAACACAUGCCGGAUCUGGCACUGACCCCUCCCUUGACCCUGAACAGGCUCAGACUGUCAGAUGCAUGCUCACAGCAAUCAGUUUGACCCACUGUUAAUCUUUGUAAUUGUGGAAUACCCACUGAAUUCACGACAUCUGUGUAAGGUCAAAGUGCCAUUGCAAUUCAGUCACUUGAUUAUGUAAUUGUCUCUCUGAUGUUCCUGCUGUAACUUGUUCCCUGACUGUAUUAAAUUUGUACUGGGUUGUACCAGUAGACCUACCCUUGUAUUUACUGUGGCGUUAACAGCAUGAGAAUUUUGCUCAUAAAAAUGUCAUGAAGUAAUUGGAACUUUUCAACUUUUGGAGCAGUUUGACAAUUUGGGACAUUUGCUUGGACAAAGCCAGGAGGCGCUUGGCUUAGUUUAGCAUAAAGACUGGAUCAAAAAUAUGCCCUCCAGCCCCUCUAAAGUUAUUAACACGCCAGAUAUUGACAGUACAUAACUCCCAAUUUGACCACAACUUGUUGUUUUUACACUUCUGUUUGUGUUGAGAAUUAAACAAAAUCAGCUACGUGGAUUUUUAAACUUAAGACAAAGCCAGGCUACAGUAGCUGUGUCCCCCUGCCUUGAGUUUUUAUGUGAGAUUAAGAUGAUUAUCUUCUGGCAGUAGCUUCCUAGUUAAUACACAGACAUAAGAGUGGUCUCAUGCUUCUUUUAUAACGCUUGGCAAGACAAUAAGGAAGCAUAUUUCCCAAAAUGUCGACUAGCUCUUUUAGUAACUGUGAGCUAGACUUGGCUGUCUGAGCUGUAAACAUACCAAAUGUUAUGUUAACUCAUAUUCAUACAUGGGCAUUACCAGAAAUGUUUGCCCAUGUUUCAUCCUACCUAACAAAAGGUAAUCUUUACUUUUGUUCCCACUGCCUUUGUACGUUUCUGUGAUGUUUACUUAGCAGUAUUAUCUGAAAGCACAAUAAAAUAUUGAAUGUUUA